Haemonchus placei is the source of this 795-nucleotide messenger RNA. Lineage: Eukaryota; Metazoa; Nematoda; Chromadorea; Rhabditida; Trichostrongylidae. The record is from the annotation of a GenBank genome assembly.
AGGUGGCUCAGGAGUGGAAUCCGACUAGAUCGUGAAGUCGUGAUCCCAGAUCGAAGAAAGGAUGGGGCCGAACUCCGGUCAGGUACUAUGGCUCAUCUUAAUGAGGAAGAGCUUUUCGGUCCCCCGUCGAGGAUGAGGACAUGUUCGAUGAAAAUGUUGAGCAGCUGCGCCAGGAGGUGGAAGAAUUGGGACAGCAAAGAAAGGCGAUGGCCCUCGUGGAAGGAGAUUCGAGCCACGGCACAGCUCAAGAGGCGUGCCUCAAGGACCUGGACGCCAUCGCACCAGCCGUGCUUCGAGAGUAUGCCGGGAGAAGACUGCGGGACAUGUCAAGGAAUGGCACGAUCGUCGGCCACAGCAUUGGAGACCAGUAUGUGUGACGAGGCAUACGAAAAAGUGAAAGAGGUAGCCCUGAGAUUAGAAAGAAGCCUAAAGACAGCCGAAGAGUGCAGACUACUGAAUAAAGGCAAGACUGAGAUUAGGUACAGGCACCGUGCCCUUGAACGAAGAAGAGAAGCAGUUGGCGGAAACAGCCUAGACAGCUGCUCAAACGGCUCGGAAAGGGUAGCGAAACCCUUGACAGAAGGCGAAGGACAGUCGAGAAGCAUCAACGGUCACAAGAAAAACCGAGGGCGAGAUUUUCCAAGGUGCUAUAACUGCGGUAACAUGGGACAUUUGGCUAAAGAUUGCCGUAGUGGAUCUGACCCACAGCAGAGGACCCCAUCAAGGGUAAAUGCGCAGCGGAGACCAGAUGUAGCCUACGCUUCGCUGGUAGAAAAGUGGGUAUGCACAUCGUAA